CGUGAGAGGCCGAGAGCCAGAGAGUGAAGAUACAGAGAGAGUGCACAGGGUCAUUUGGGCAAAGAGAGGAGUUAGCGUUAGAAUGCGAACGGGGGGUGGGCAAAAAACGGAGGAGUUAGUGUUCUCACCCCAAAGCCAGCUCUUUAGUCCCUACACUGGCCCCCCGGCAUUCAUGAUUCAUUGCCCUCUCUCUCUCUCUCUCUCUCUCUCUCUCUCUCUCUCCCACCAGAGCUUUUAUUUCUGUGAGUGAAAUGAGAGAAGGUUUGUGCCUUCAACUUCCCCACCUUUCGUACUAAAUGAUACACCCACCACCUCCCUUCCUCUGCAAAAUAGCCAUGCUGCUUGCGCUGAAGCCCUUGUUCUUCUUCUUCUUCUGAAGUCCGGGGUGGAAUGGGAAGGCGCACACUUUUUCUUGUUUUCAUUUUCCUGUGUUUACAAGAUAUUUUCUGCAUAUUGGGUUAUGUUUCUGCUAAUAGCUCGCUGCGGAAGCAUGCCAUUGUUUUGACGAAUGCGAAGAAGGAGAAUACACUUCUGCCUUAUAUUUCUCCAAAUGGUUCUCCCCGGCCAUUUAUUCCACUGCUUGCACCUUCUCCUUUGGCACCAUUUAUGAACAGUACUGCACCAAAACUAUCAGGGCGAUGCGGGCUAAACUUCAGUGUUAUCAAUGAUUUGAUGAAAACAACCGCAGUUGAUUGCUUGACUUCAUUCGCUCCUUUGUUGGCCAAUGUGAUUUGUUGCCCUCAGUUGCAUGCUACCCUUGAUAUCCUUUUAGGCCAAUCAAGCAAGCAAACGGGAAUGCUUGCCCUUGAUUCAAGGCAUGCAAACUAUUGCCUAUCAGAUGUUCUGCAGAUUUUAGGAAGUCAGGGAGCCAGUUUAGAGCUUCAGCAAAUUUGUUCAAUUUAUCCAUCUAAUCUUAGUGAAGGUUCUUGCCCUGUUAGUGAUGUUAAUGGGGUUGAAAGUGCUAUUGACUCCUCUAAAUUCCUUGCUGCAUGCAAAAAAGUUGACCCGGUGAAUGAGUGCUGCAGCAAAGUAUGUCAGACCGCUAUUCUUGAUGCUGCUGAGAAGAUUUCCAUGAGAGGUGGAGCCUUAACGAGGAUGGGAAUAACAAAGAAUUUGGCAGAUAAAGCAUCAAGUGUUGAUGAUUGUAGAAGUAUUGCCCUCAGAUGGUUAUCAAGUAGGCUUGACACACUUUCUGCUACAAAAGUACUUCGAAGGGUAUCCAACUGUAAUGUCAAUGGAGUUUGUCCGCUUGUCUUCCCAGAUACCAAAAAUAUUGCUAAAGAAUGCGGAAAUAAGAUAAAAAACCAUACUACAUGCUGCCAUGCUGUGAAUAAAUAUGUAGCUCACUUGCAGAAACAAAGCUUCAUAACCAAUUUGCAAGCAGUGGAUUGCGCUUCAAAACUGGCUCUGCAUUUGCAAAAUGCUAAUGUUAGCACCGACGUUUACAGACUCUGUCAAAUCACUCUGAAAGAUUUUUCUCUCCAAGUCGGAUCUCAAGAAUCUGGAUGUCUCCUGCCAAGUUUGCCUUCAGAUGCAACACUUGACCCUUCUACUGGGAUCAGCUUCACUUGUGAUCUGAAUGACAAUAUCGCAGCUCCGUGGCCCUCUGCUUUUCAGUCACCUUCAACUUCCUGCAAUAAAUCAACUAAUUAUCCAGAACUUCCAGCUGCAACAUCUGCGCAGAUGGGUAAACAAGGAAUACUUAUGAAAUUUCAUCUGCUUUUUACCUCAUUGUUCCUUCUGAUUCUUGUAUGAUCUUCACCGUUCUUCUCCCAUAAAGAGCCAAUUUUCUGAAGAAAUUUCACAUCCUGCAACAAAGAUAAUCUUCAAUUAUGCUAAUGGAAGCAAUUUCUUUAAAGUUGAGUUGCAUACACGAUCAAAUUUGUUAAUUUAGCAGGGCUGAUUAGUCUGUUUCAUCAUUUUGUUUGUCUGUAAACCAUUCUUGUAAAAAAAAAAAAAAAACGCCAGAAGAGCGACUUCCUAAUGCUUAGUAUGCGAUCAUUGUAACAUGUAGAACUUCUUUGAAGCUUCUUCUCCACGUUAGCUUAUUUGCAGUAGUGUAUAUAAUUUCAGCUUGUUGGAAUUUCAGCUUCGCUA
Messenger RNA from Dendrobium catenatum, 2097 nucleotides. RefSeq lists its product as uncharacterized. The record is from RefSeq and is a predicted model, not a curated record. Bases 391 to 1755 code for a protein of 454 amino acids. NCBI's taxonomy places the organism in Eukaryota, Viridiplantae, Streptophyta, Magnoliopsida, Asparagales, Orchidaceae. Gene Ontology annotation, cellular component: plasma membrane. The transcript has 8 exons.